AACAGGGUGACAUCUUUCUCGGCGAUAAAGUCACGAUGUGCCAACGGAUUGAACUGAAGCAAGGCUACACAUUCAUGAUCCCCUCAGGGUGGAUCCAUGCAGUUUACACUCCAAUGGAUACUCUGGUGUUUGGGGGAAACUUUCUGCACAGCUUUAACAUUCCCAUGCAGCUUAACAUUUACAACAUUGAGGACCGCACACGGGUCCCUGCUAAGUUCCGCUACCCUUUCUACUUUGAGAUGUGCUGGUAUGUGUUGGAGCGUUACUUGUACUGUCUGACCAACACAUCUCACCUCACACCUGAGUUCCAGAAGCACUCACUGGGCAUUGGGCUAAAGAAGGAGGAUGUGAUUAAACAAGGAGGCUUUAAUGGUCAAGAAGAAAAUAUAGUGGAAGAGCAGGAGGAGAUGGUGAAGGAGGAGCCGGAGGAAGAGGCAGCAUCUCCUGCUCGUCCAGGGGUGAAA
Molecule: messenger RNA, 464 nt
Organism: Sinocyclocheilus rhinocerous
Lineage: Eukaryota; Metazoa; Chordata; Actinopteri; Cypriniformes; Cyprinidae
Product: lysine-specific demethylase 2A-like
Exons: 4
Source: RefSeq, a predicted model, not a curated record